Molecule: messenger RNA, 2097 nt
Organism: Hemiscyllium ocellatum (epaulette shark)
Lineage: Eukaryota; Metazoa; Chordata; Chondrichthyes; Orectolobiformes; Hemiscylliidae
Product: inactive tyrosine-protein kinase PEAK1-like
Exons: 3
Coding region: 198-1943 (581 amino acids)
Biological process (GO): protein phosphorylation
Molecular function (GO): protein kinase activity; ATP binding
Source: RefSeq, a predicted model, not a curated record
GUGGAAGCAUCUCAGAUUUGGAUUUGAGCAGUCCCUGCUCACAACAGCCAAUCUCAACUUCACAAGACUCUGCAAUAUUCAACUCAGAAGAAUCCAUUAGUAGCAUAGACUCAGACUGCAGGAUCUAUGUUAAUCUGGCAGAAGUCCAAUCCAGUACAACAACUACAAAGACUCUCCAAAGUGUGAAUGAAGUAUUAAUGGCCUCCCAAGGAAAGUUGGUUGAUGAGACAUCUCCUGUCAAUUCAAAGCCACCACCUCUUCCAAAGAAGAAACUCAACAGGACCAAUUCAGCUCCUGGUGGAAGUCAGGUUGGUUUAACAAGAAGUCUUCCAGGCUCUCCUGGCUUUCAAAUAAGUAACCCACUGUAUGGUAUCUAUGAAAGCAAAACCAGUUUCAGUACCCCUAGCAGUCCAAUGAACACUGAUGAAAAAUUAAAUCUUUCCAUUCAUGCCAGUAGUAGAAGGGCAGGAAUGAUGAAAUCCAGGAGUCUGGAUGGAGCUACCAGCUACUACCAUGGCAGCAAUCUUCAGGCAGAUAUAGAGAAGUUGAGCUUUUGCAACUCAGAUCUGGAAUUACAGAAGUGGUAUAACUUUGAAAAUCAGGCGGACAUUUUCAAAACUUUUGCCAGUCGGUGUGUGAUGUUACUGAAGUGCAUUUGUGCAAAAUACAACUCUUUCUUCACGGAUGACAAGAAGACGAAGAUAAAAUUUACUGAGAAGGACUGGCAAGACCUUAAGCUGCCAUGUGACAAACCCUGCUGCGACUCCAAGGAGGCCGUUUACUACAGGCUCCAGUGCACACUCCAGCCAGAGAAUGAGUUUGCUUUAAAGAUCACCAAAACUCUGAACCAAGAAGCCUUGCAGAUGCAGUCUUGUGGCCUUUCUGUGCAGGAAAGCCUUCCCUUCCAUUUCAACGUACAAAUGGUGUGUGGCCACUUUGUUGCCACGAUUCCAACUAAACUCUUGCCUUCUGAAGAUGCAGUGUUGAGUCCUAGUGACUCAGAAGUGGAAAAGAAUGAGGCUGGGCCAGGUGCUGAGUCAGAAAUCCCUGAAACCCAGCCAGAUGACGAUACAGCACAAAGGCCUCAUGGUGUGAUCAUUACACAGGAGGUUCCCUACCAAACCAUGGCAGAUUUUGUAAAAGAUUCAGUGGCUCUCCAUGAGUCCCAGGCUGAUGUCUAUGAACGUCAAAUAUGCCUUCUCCUUCUGCAGUUGUGUCUAGGGUUGGAACACUUGAAAAAUCAUAACGUUACGCAUUGUGACCUCCGUCUGGAAAACCUGCUGUUGGUUAAAGUGGCUGAGCCAGGAGGCAAAAAACAAAGUACUAAUCCUCAGCUGCUGAGACUUAUCAUCAGCAACUUCUCCAAAGCUAAGCAAAAGAGUACAGCGAUUGAUCAAAAACUGCACCCAGACCAGGUUCGGUUAGCACCCGAAAUGAUGUCUGCAUCCCAGUACAAAAAGGUUGAUGAGUUUCAGUUGGGCAUUUUGAUCUAUGAGGUGCUGCACAUGUCAAACCCUAUUGAGAGCAUUUCAAGCCAAAAGCAUUAUGAAGAAUACAGUACAGGAGACCUGCCUCAGAUUCGCCUGUUAUCUGUUUAUUCUGAAAGGCUUCAACAUCUUGCCCAUUUACUCUUGUGUGCAGAUCCUAAUAAAAGAAUACAUAUCAGUGAAGCAAAACACAUCUUACAGGCCUUACUCUGGGGUCCAGACCAGAAUGUGUUCAGUCUGAACACUGGACUGAAAGACCCACCUCUGUUGCUGAAAAACUGGUUGGAUGUGAAACGUAUUUUGCUGAUGCUGGAUUACGGGGAAAGGUUUCUAAAUGAUGAGAAGCCAGUAAAACUGGAAGACUGGCUUUGCUGCCAGUACUUUGCAUUCGCUACCCCUGACUCAGUGUUUCAAGCAGUAUGGGGGCUACAGAUUCUACUGGAAGAAGGGUGUUGAAUAAGAAAAUGAAGCCAAUACAAGUAUCCAUUGAUGAAUGAGGUUUAUACGGCAAAUAAUAAAUUGUCAUUUUCUCUUGCACUAGAACAAAAACAACUUAUAGUUAUACUAUGUCAAGUUGUAUAACAUAUUAUAGGCAAAUUGAAUUUGAUUA